Molecule: messenger RNA, 1011 nt
Organism: Trichobilharzia regenti
Lineage: Eukaryota; Metazoa; Platyhelminthes; Trematoda; Strigeidida; Schistosomatidae
Source: the annotation of a GenBank genome assembly
AUGUCUACUGCCCAGAGUGGAGUUAUAUCCAUGUUAAAACAUGGAAAUUCCGUUGCCGAUAAAAUUGAUGUUGUGGCACUAAGUGUUUCUUUUAUCAAUGCAAUUAUAAAUCCACUAUUAAUUGUUUAUAUAUUUGAUAUAAAUUUAGGAACUCACUCGCUUAGUAUACUAAUAAUGCUACAAAUGACAUUUGAAUGGUUAACAUCAAUUGCUGGCAUACUUUAUAUAUUUAUUCCAGUUAUUAAAACAAAUGAAUUAUGGUUUAAUAUAUUAAUUUGUCAUAUGUGGAGUAGUACAUUUAUGUAUAAUUUAUUCAUUAUGUUUUGUAAGUAUAAUUCUGUUACAAUGUUAAUUGAACGAUGUUUUCAAAUUAUUUAUCCAAAUAAAAAUAUUUUAGAUUAUUCACGUACUGUAUUCACAUCAUACUGUUUUGCAUUGAUAUAUGUUAUGGCGAUUAAUUUAAGAUUUACUGUUAUGGUACAAAUGAAUGCAUUGGGUGAGUGUACACCGGUUGAUCAAAAUCUAGCUGAUGAUUUACAUCGUAAACAAUUAAUAAUAUUUAGUUAUUUAUGCUUAGCAUUACUAUUAAUUUUACCGGGUGUUAUCAUGGCAACGUGUUAUAUUAUCAUGUUCAUUCAAUUUGUGAAAAGAAAACGUGAAAAUAAAAAUUAUAAAGGAUUUGAUAGAAAUAAUUUACAACAUAUUUUAACACUUCUAGUUAUUAUUUGGUCAGUUGAAGCAGGUAUCGCUAAUAUAUUAGAUAUGAUUGUAUUUUAUGACUAUCAAAAUUAUGGUUAUACAAAUUUAACACAAACAACUCAUAGUGCAACUGAACUUGUACGUAUCUUCUAUUAUGUUACGCGUACAAUCAGUUUAUUUAUUUUUAUAAAACCGAUUCGUAUACGAUUGAUUGAAGAUAUUUAUUCAGUUAUAAAUUUCUCUUCAAGAUUAUUCAAAUGUAAAAGAAAAGAAAUACGAAUGAAAUCAAAAUCUUUAGAAGCAAAUUACUAA